This is a messenger RNA of Elephantulus edwardii (Cape elephant shrew), 2074 nucleotides long. RefSeq names its product SDA1 domain containing 1 (gene SDAD1). The transcript is spliced from 22 exons. The record is from RefSeq and is a predicted model, not a curated record. NCBI's taxonomy places the organism in Eukaryota, Metazoa, Chordata, Mammalia, Macroscelidea, Macroscelididae. Gene Ontology annotation, cellular component: nucleolus. Gene Ontology annotation, biological process: ribosomal large subunit biogenesis; ribosomal large subunit export from nucleus. Bases 2 to 2074 code for a protein of 690 amino acids.
CAUGUCCGGGAGAAACAACAACAAGCUGCCCAGCAAUCUUCCGCAGUUACAGAAUCUGAUCAAACGGGACCCGCUGUCUUACAUCGAAGAGUUUCUACAGCAGUACAAUCACUACAAAUCCAAUGUGGAGAUUUUCAAGUUACAACCAAAUAAGCCCAGCAGAGAACUGGCAGAGCUGGUGAUGUUCAUGGCACAGAUUGGACACUGCUAUCCAGAACAUCUCAGUAACUUUCCUCAAGAACUGAAAGAUCUGCUCUCUUACAAUCACACUGUCUUGGAUCCUGAUCUUCGAAUGACAUUUUGCAAAGCGUUGAUCUUGCUGAGAAAUAAGAAUCUCAUCAAUCCAUCAAGUUUGCUAGAGCUCUUCUUUGAACUCCUGCGUUGCCAUGACAAGCUUCUGCGAAAGACUUUGUACACUCACAUUGUGGCUGAUAUCAAGAACAUAAAUGCAAAACACAAGAACAAUAAAGUCAAUGUAGUUUUGCAAAACUUUAUGUACACCAUGUUGAGAGACAGCAAUGCAACAGCAGCUAAGAUAUCUUUGGAUGUGAUGAUUGAACUCUAUAGAAGAAACAUUUGGAAUGAUGCCAAAACUGUCAAUGUUAUCACUACUGCAUGUUUCUCCAAGGUCACCAAGAUAUUAGUUGCUGCUUUGACAUUCUUCCUAGGGAAGGAUGAAGAGGAGAAAAAGGAUAGUGACUCAGAAUCUGAGGAUGAAGGACCAACAGCAAGAGACCUUUUAGUGCAGUAUGCCACAGGGAAGAAAAGCUCCAAAAAUAAGAAAAAAUUGGAAAAGGCUAUGAAAGUACUCAAGAAACAAAAAAAGAAGAAAAAACCAGAAGUGUUUAAUUUUUCAGCUAUUCAUUUGAUUCAUGAUCCCCAAGAUUUUGCAGAAAAACUGCUAAAACAAUUAGAGAGCUCUAAGGAGAGAUUUGAAGUGAAGAUGAUGCUCAUGAACCUUAUUUCCAGAUUGGUGGGAAUUCAUGAGCUUUUCCUCUUUAACUUCUAUCCCUUUGUACAAAGGUUUCUGCAGCCUCACCAAAGAGAAGUAACAAAGAUCCUUCUGUUUGCUGCACAAGCAUCUCAUCACUUGGUACCUCCAGAGAUCAUUCAGUCAUUGCUCAUGACUGUGGCCAACAAUUUUGUUACUGAUAAGAACUCUGGUGAAGUUAUGACAGUAGGGAUCAAUGCUAUAAAAGAGAUAACAGCUCGAUGUCCUCUCGCCAUGACCGAAGAACUUCUCCAAGACCUCGCUCACUAUAAAACACACAAAGAUAAGAAUGUAAUGAUGUCUGCUAGAACUUUGAUUCAGCUAUUCCGAACACUGAACCCUCAGAUGUUGCAGAAGAAGUUCCGGGGUAAACCUACAGAGGCUUCAACAGAAGCAAGAGUGCAAGAAUAUGGAGAAUUAGAUGCUAAAGAUUACAUCCCAGGGGCAGAAGUUCUUGAUGUUUUGAAAGAAGAAGAAGAAACUGCUGAAAAUGAUGAAGAUGGUUGGGAAAGUGUGAGUCUCAGUGAGGGGGAAGAUGAUGGUGACGGUGAAUGGAUUGACGUGAACCACUCUUCUGAUGAAGAACAGCAAGAAAUUGCCAAGAAGCUAAACAGCAUGCCCAUAGAGGAGCGCAAAGCCAAAGCUGCCGCCGUUAGUACUAGUCGGGUUUUAACUCAGGAAGACUUCCAGAAAAUCCGGAUGGCCCAGAUGAGGAAAGAACUCAGUGCUGCCCCUGGAAAAGCAGAAAAGAGGAAAUAUAUUGAAAUAGACAGUGAUGAGGAGCCAAGGGGUGAGUUACUUUCACUUCGAGACAUUGAACACCUUCAUAAAAAGCCGAAGUCUGACAAGGAAACAAGAUUAGCAACUGCAAUGGCUGGGAAGACAGACCGAAAAGAAUUUGUGAGGAAGAAAAUGAAAAUAAAUCCAUUUUCGAGUUCCACAAAUAAAGAGAAGAAAAAACAGAAGAACUUUAUGAUGAUGCGGUAUAGUCAGAAUGUCCGGUCAAAAAACAAGCGUUCCUUCAGAGAAAAGCAGCUGGCACUACGAGAUGCACUUUUGAAAAAGAGGAAAAGAAUGAAGUAA